UGUGAUUUACUAAGAACUGGACGUCCCUCAAAAAAUGUUAAAAGUUCUCAAAAUACACAUAUAGUAUGUGUCUGUCGCCUUUCCUACAGCAGCAGCUCAGGAAAAAAGAAAAAAGAAAAAAAUGAAGUAAACUGAGACAGCAGAGGGCAGCAGCACAUGUGUCUGUUGUGCAACGCCCCACUAAAGGUAACUUUCUACUGGUUGAAUGACCCUAUGACUAAACAGAUAAGACACAUACUGUCCCUCACAGACACACACAUCCAUACAAACAUACACAUACGCCUGCUCACGCCCCCCCGCGCACUUAUAUCUGACGGCCCACCACAUAAUAAUCCACCCGCCGACGGAUUUCAUACGAAAGACAUCAGUCAUGUCAGCUGAGGCCUUUGUAACUCUGGCCACUAGUGACUCCUACUGUAUGGGAGCCAUAGUGGUGGCCAGGAGUUUACGACGUCAUGGAACAACUCGUAGCAUUGUCGUAAUGGUGACGCCGAACGUCUCACAAAGGGCAAGACUUGGCCUUGAGGGUUUGUUUGACAAGGUCAUCGUGGUGGACGUGAUGGACAGCGAGGACCAGCUGCGUCUGUCCAUGCUGCGUCGUCCUGAGCUCGGCAUCACCUUCACUAAGCUCCACUGUUGGACUCUGACUCAGUACAGCAAGUGUGUCUUCCUGGACGCUGACACUCUUGUUCUGUGUAACGUGGACGAGCUCUUCGACAGAGACGAGUUGUCGGCAGCUCCUGAUCCCGGUUGGCCCGACUGUUUCAACUCGGGUGUGUUUGUUUUCAGACCCUGUCUCCACACCCACGCCCGGCUCCUGGAACACGCAUUGCAGCAUGGCAGCUUUGAUGGUGGAGACCAGGGCCUGUUGAACACAUUCUUCAGCAGUUGGUCAGAAGCAGACAUCUCCAAACACCUGCCCUUCAUCUACAACCUCACGACUAGUUCCACCUACACCUACCUCCCUGCUUUCAAACAGUUUGGCCACAAUGCAAAGAUUGUCCAUUUCCUAGGGGUGAUGAAACCCUGGAGUUCUCAAGGUCGGACAGAGUCGAGCCAAUCACAAAACAUGGGACGGUUUCUAACGCUAUGGUGGAAUGAAUAUCGAGCUCAGAAAAACUGCCAACCACCUGCAUCAGAGGGAGAACCACCUCACAAGUUUGAAAAAACACAACAGGUACUAGAGGUCCAAAGAGAAGGAGCCAAGUCGCUAUUCAGUAAAAAGCUGGAAAUCUCAGAUUUGCUGCUCACACAGUCUUCAGUCCAGAUGGAGGAGAUGCAUUCAAUGACUGAGCCAAAGGAUAAGGAAGAAGAGGUGAAGGUGCAGGAGGGGAGUAAAGGGGAAGAAGAGGUAGGAAUGAAGCAUCAUGGGGAGAUGCACACAACACAGCUGACAUCAAGUGAAGGUGACUUUCACCCUGAAGAAGUCAAAGGUCCUUCACAGUUUUUACCAUUGUCUCACACGCCUGUAAACUCACCGGUGGACGAGGACAUGUCCCCGUCCAGAGGGAGUAAAGACAUCCAGGACUCCCCUCUGAUCACAGAGGGUUUGGACAACAGUCAGACGAAAACCCGAGUGAGUGAAGCAGACAGAGUGAGGGAAGAGCUGCAGCGUCGGCAGCUGUGGGAGGCAGGACAGGCGGACUACAUGGGCAGAGAUGCUUUCAAGAACAUCAAAAAGAUGCUGGACUGCUUUCUAGAAUAGAAGAAGAGCCCUCCCUCUGUGGAAACCCCCCAUCCCCCAUCCCCAAACACACACAAACAGAAGAGCACACCUGUGGCUACGAUUGCUUAAGUUUUCUACAAAAUCAAACUUAAUACAUUUUAUUACAACAAACUCUGUAGUCAACACUGUUAUAUUGAGUCUCUAUUAAUACUGAAAGGGUUUGUGGCCACCCUCACAGAUGCUGCCCCCUGCCUGAGUUUUCCCCUUUUAAGGCAAAUUUUGUGACGUUCUGGUUGGAUUUGUUUACCAGUGGAAAACACACUUUGAAAGAGAAAUAGAGUCAAAGUUAAGUUAAGUCCACAGAAAUCGCCAAACACCUUAAGUGCAUAAAUUCACCAUAACUUUGAAGACAACAUAUUAGACGGACAGGAUUGGAACCUCCAGGAAUGACAAAUGUGUACCUUAAAUUGAACAGUAAAAACAACGUUCUUUUAUUUUGAAAGCUAAAGGUUUGUUUUCUGUCAAUAACUAUGUAGGGGGUUUAAAGCUCUCAGCUCAGGGGAUGUGGGGGGAUUAGGAGGGACUUCCUGCUGCUCAAUUCCCCACAAGUUUUUUUUUUUUAUUAAAAUAAAUUAUUAAAAUGCUUAAGUUGGUCUUUUAAGAACAACAAACCUGAUGUGGCCCUGAUGUGGCCCUUCAAUGAAAUGACCAAGUGGCUCUCAUCUCAUGACUGACUUAGAAACACCUGAUUUAGUUUUCCUCCCCUUUUUAAAGAAGCCCUGUAAAGACAUUUGUUUGGACAACAUCUUUUACACGAUAACCAAUAAAAUGCUGGUUAUGUGAUUUGAUUUUUCAGCCCAGGACUAAAUGGACUAUGGUCUUGUACAAGAUCUACGAACUAAUGUGUAUCAAAAACUGCUAUGAACAACAACAGCAGAUUUUAAAAGUGCAUUAUUCCUAAACUAAUCAGCUCACAUGUUCCACCUUGGAACAUUGUAGAGUUGGAACUAUGAUUAUUAUCUCUCAAAUCUGUUUCCUAUACAGAGGAAAGAAAAGUCAAUAUAAUAAUAAUAAUAAUAACAAUAAUAAUAAAUACUUUUAGAGAAAA
Molecule: messenger RNA, 2774 nt
Organism: Cynoglossus semilaevis (tongue sole)
Lineage: Eukaryota; Metazoa; Chordata; Actinopteri; Pleuronectiformes; Cynoglossidae
Gene: gyg2
Product: glycogenin 2
Exons: 10
Coding region: 371-1705 (444 amino acids)
Molecular function (GO): glycosyltransferase activity
Source: RefSeq, a predicted model, not a curated record